UCUCGUUCGCUCUUGACAGCGGGAGCAGAUUGAAGCACUUCAACGACGUAUUAAUAUUUUUUUGAUUUUCCUAAAUACAAUAAAAAUGGAUUUGGAAGAACUAUUAGCAAAACAAUCGGCGAAUUUAUCUGCCUCCGCGGCUGCAGCAUCAGGAGCAACGAAUCCGUUUUUAAAGAAGAAAUCAGAUAAGCCAAGUGCGUGUGGGAAAUGUGGGUAUUCAGGCCAUCUGACCUUCCAGUGCAGAAAUUUCUUAAAAACACAACCAAACAAGGAAGUAGUGUUGGACGUAUCGAGUACAUCCUCUUCCGAAUCUGAUGAAGAUGCCAUAACGCCGCUGACCAAAUUGCGAGCACAAGAGCUGAAAGCGAAAUUGAAAGAGAUGAAGAGAGCGAGACAAUUGGCGAAGAAAGAGGCUGCUCAAAAGAAGAACAAGAAGAAAGAUAAGAAAAAGGAGAAGAAAAAGCGGAGGAAGAGGGAGGAUUCUUCAGACUCGUCGUCGUCGUCUAGGUCGUCAGAGUCCGAUCAAGAUAAGAGAAAUAACGAUAGGAAAAGAGAUGACAGAGAUAAAAUCGAAGAAUGGAAGAAGCAUACGGCUAGAAGAAGGGAUGACAUUGAGCGGUCAAGGUCACGAGAUCGUGAUACUCGUGAUAAUAGAGGCCGCGAGGAGUAUAAUAAACGACGUUAGAUUAUGGAAUUAUUUUUUGUAUUGUUAUUUUUACGAUUUUUAUCUAAUAAAACUUUUACUGUAAAAUUUA
Messenger RNA from Folsomia candida, 755 nucleotides. RefSeq names its product protein SREK1IP1. Lineage: Eukaryota; Metazoa; Arthropoda; Collembola; Entomobryomorpha; Isotomidae. The record is from RefSeq and is a predicted model, not a curated record. The transcript is spliced from 2 exons. The coding region runs from base 86 to 685 and encodes 199 amino acids.